Messenger RNA from Malassezia vespertilionis, 663 nucleotides. RefSeq lists its product as uncharacterized. Bases 1 to 663 code for a protein of 220 amino acids. Lineage: Eukaryota; Fungi; Basidiomycota; Malasseziomycetes; Malasseziales; Malasseziaceae. The record is from RefSeq and is a predicted model, not a curated record. The transcript is spliced from 4 exons. Gene Ontology annotation, molecular function: S-adenosylmethionine-dependent methyltransferase activity. Gene Ontology annotation, biological process: phosphatidylcholine biosynthetic process.
AUGGCGAACUUGGUCAAGGCCGCAUACGAGCAUGUCUUUGCAGAGCAUCACGAGGUGACUUCUGUCGUGUUUAACCCCACGUUUUGGAACGUUGUUGCGCAGAACGGAUGCUACCUGCUUGCUGUGUCGAUCUUUUCGCUGGGUCUGCUGCGUGAUGCACUGUACAACCACGCAUUGCUGGAGCAGCCGACCGCCGCAGUCCUUUUGCAUCCCGCCGUGCGCAUCCUUGCCGUGGUGCUGUUUACCGCCGGAAACGUGUUUGUGCUUACAUCCAUGUACGCAUUGGGCGUCACAGGCACGUACCUGGGCGACUACUUUGGCAUUCUCAUGGACCACAUGGUGACCAGCUUCCCGUUCAGUGUUGUGGCGGACCCCAUGUACGUGGGCUCGAGCAUGAGCUUUACAGCCGUGGCUCUUUGGCGCGCGAAGCCUGCGGGCCUGGUUCUCAGCGUUGUGGUCAUGCUGGCGUACGCUAUUGGGAUGCGCUACGAGGGUCCUUUCACUGCUAUGAUUUACCGUGAGGCUGCGGCUCAGAAGAAUGGGUCUAAUACGAGCGGUACUCCCAAAUCCAUUCCGACGACGCCCGCAAAGAGCGAGAAGCCGUUCGCAGCGCAGCCCGUGCAUGCGUACGGCACACGCUCGCAGUCGCGCCGGCGCAUUUGA